This is a messenger RNA of Leguminivora glycinivorella, 700 nucleotides long. RefSeq names its product cytochrome c-like. Gene Ontology annotation, cellular component: mitochondrial intermembrane space. Lineage: Eukaryota; Metazoa; Arthropoda; Insecta; Lepidoptera; Tortricidae. The record is from RefSeq and is a predicted model, not a curated record. Gene Ontology annotation, biological process: mitochondrial electron transport, cytochrome c to oxygen; mitochondrial electron transport, ubiquinol to cytochrome c. The transcript is spliced from 3 exons. Bases 125 to 442 code for a protein of 105 amino acids. Gene Ontology annotation, molecular function: electron transfer activity; heme binding.
UGUAUUAAUACAUAUUUUCUUAAUAUUAUAUGGAGUGUAGAAAUAUUUCUACGCUCCAUCAAAAUACACAUGUUCAAAUAGUUUAUUCUUUAUUCACUGUAAAUUUAUAAGUAUUUUAUUGGAUAUGAGUGAGAGCAUCGGAAAGAAGCUCUUUGUAGCCAGAUGCGCUCCUUGCCAUAGUAUAGAGUCAGGAGCCAAGCAUAAAGUGGGACCGAAUCUCUUUGGGUUCUUUGGCAAAAGAUCCUGCACAUCUGAAGGCUUCCGAUACUCCGAUGCUAUAGUGCAAAAAGCAUUCACGUGGGAUGAAGAGACGCUCAACAAGUUUAUAGAAGACCCUAGAAGGACCGUGCCGGGCACUAGGAUGCUGUUCGCUGGCUUGAAGAAAGCACAGGAACGGGAAGAUAUUAUGGCUUUCUUUAGGAAAGUGGCGAAAAGCGAAUAAUAGUUGCGCAAAUUAAAACUCAUUACUUUACAUAUUAACCUAUUGGUCGCCUCGUUCGUUUUUCAUCACGUUCCUAACUUUGUUCGAUUCUGCUUUCGUCAGCCAUUCUUCAUUCGUCAACUUAGUUUGCAGUCGCGUCUUUACCCAUAAUGUGUUGUUGGCCUUUUUCUUAUUUAUUUCGUCAUUUCGUAUUUGAUCACAUUCUAAGUUGGUACCUAAGACUAAGAAGAAACACGAAAAACAUAGAUUUAACAGCGA